AUGAAACGUUCAAAAAUCAAAGACAACGAUGUAGAAAACGCUUCAGAAGAUGAUGAUGCAGAAAAUGUUUUGGAAGACGAUAACGCAGAAAAAGUUACUCCUUUCGAUUUGAUUCAUAAUAACGAUCAAUGCUACGUUUCUGAACAUGAUAUAGAAGAAUAUAUUGAUGAUUCAUACAGGUCAUUACUUGACAUUGUAGAUGAAGAAGUUUCGAUGAAUAAUGAUAUAUUGGAAGGAGAGUCUUCUAACUUCAAAGGUUUCAAUGGUGAAUAUGCAACAUCUGCUUAUAAAGAUUUCAUCAAGAUUCUUACAUAUUCUGAGUAUCGAAAAGAGAAUCGAAUACCGUUUACUUAUGCAUCUACAAAACAAGCAUUUACAAUUUCUCUAUUAAUAUAUCUGGAGCACAUUUUAAACAAUCCAAUACUUAUGCCAAAAAUGUACUUUGGUCCCAGAAUAGUUGCAGAUGAAAAACGAGAAUUCUGGCAUGGUGAACUCUG
This is a messenger RNA of Funneliformis caledonium, 497 nucleotides long. The record is from the annotation of a GenBank genome assembly. Lineage: Eukaryota; Fungi; Glomeromycota; Glomeromycetes; Glomerales; Glomeraceae.